Molecule: messenger RNA, 4535 nt
Organism: Oncorhynchus nerka (sockeye salmon)
Lineage: Eukaryota; Metazoa; Chordata; Actinopteri; Salmoniformes; Salmonidae
Gene: irf2bp2a
Product: interferon regulatory factor 2 binding protein 2a
Exons: 2
Coding region: 1231-2820 (529 amino acids)
Biological process (GO): regulation of transcription by RNA polymerase II
Cellular component (GO): nucleus
Molecular function (GO): transcription corepressor activity
Source: RefSeq, a predicted model, not a curated record
UACAGUAUAGCGUUUACUGGAACAGCCUGUACGCUGUGCAGAGAGAUCACCGCCCUGUUGUUUACUGUAGCCUAUACGAAGAUCAACGGUUAGAAUAUGAAUUUGCACACUGAAAGCUGACGAAAAUGAAACCCUUUCAACCUUUUGCAAUGCUCAUGAAUAUUCAUGAGUAGAAUUAGGCUGCGGUAACGACCGGGCUACGGGUUUGGUAUGACGCGGAGCGCCUACGGGAUGAAAUGUGGACGUGUUACUUUGUUGCAGCUACUGAACGAUUGUGCCUAAUAGUCUGGAUUUAGGGAACAUUUUACGCAUCGAAAGGGUCUGGCUGUAGUUGCUGUAACCGGGGAAAGGUGAUUUCCUAUACCACAUUACAAACGCAUUAAAAAAAAUUAAAUUAAAAAUUAAUUAUUAAAUUAAAUUAAAUUAAAUUAAAAAAAUAUAUAUAUAUAUAUUUCUAUUAUAUUUAUCAUCCAAAUGAUGUUGAUAUUGAAGAAAAUGUUGGUGUUGUAACACACUGUUGGUGUUGUAACACACUGUUGGGUUCUAAUAGAGCCUAAACAGAGUGCAGAAUGGUAUCUUUUUAGACAUCUCUCUAAUGCACAAAACACACUGGCCUCUCUGCCACAAUAUCCAGCAUAUUUCGACGCGAAUAUUCUUUAGAAAGAGGAUAUUUCUCGUGGAUAUGUUUUCCGUUUUAACUUGAAGCAGAAGGCAACAACCACACUGUUCCCGUCUCUCCCACCCCCGAUCUGGCGGUGGCUGGUUGGUUGUAAAACCUUCUUGGCAAAGGUUCAAGUAGUGAUUAAAUCAAAUAAAAUAAAAAUGGGGGCGACGGAGACCGGCGUGACUGAGCAUGCGCCUGAGGGGGGCUGCCGUCGAAGAAUGAAGUAAAUAGAAUGUUGUCGGUGCCCGGGCGGUGACGUCACCUCUCCACACCGGGACUGGGCUGAGCGGAGGCUGUAGGCGAGGCAGUAAGAGAGACAGAUAGAGGACGCGUCAGUCGUAGUAGUCUAAAAAAACAUCCUCCCUGCUGUCAUGCACUUCUGUUUGUAACUUAAUUGUUUGUUGCUAUAGUCAGGAGACCGACGGAGAGGAGUAGAGGACGUAAUUCUUCUUUUUGAGAGACGGAAGGACCUGUGUCUUAUUUCUAAAAAGGACUAGGAGAUAUCCACACACAGAGACCUGGGUUAGAGAGAGAUUUAACGUCCGUUUUUCGGUGAAAGGGAAGCUAUGUCGUCCGCGACGGUAGCUGCUUCAAGAAGGCAGUCUUGUUAUUUAUGCGACCUGCCCCGCAUGCCCUGGGCUAUGAUCUGGGAUUUUACCGAGUCCAUCUGCAGGGGAUGUGUCAACUACGAAGGAGCGGACCGGAUCGAGUUUGUGAUUGAGACAGCCCGGCAGCUGAAGCGGGCUCACGGUUUACAGGAGGGGAGAUCUCCGGGGCCCGCUAAACAGCAGCAGCUCUCGGGGAAAGAAAUCCAUGCUAAUCACCACGGGUCUGGAGGAGACAACGGUUCCCGACCACCUCAGCCCCUUGACCGCUACCCCCUCUCCACCUCGGACCGUCCUCCGCGGCUGGGGCCGGAGUACCAGUCUGGGAGACAGGCUAACGGCAUUCCGGUACCUAAUGGAUUUCCUAAACCGGACGAUCCACCAGAGCUUAACCGGCAGAGCCCAAACCCGCGCAGGAAUAACACGGUUCCUCCUAAUCUAGUGCCUUUGGUGAACGGGAACAUGUCCUCCGUGCACGCCGUUAACGGCCGACCGAUGGGGCACCCGGGGUCAGGUUUGAUGGCUGGUAGCCCCAACGGGCACGGCGGUAAGCGCCCGGCCUCGUUCUCCAGCAUCGAGCAACACGAGAAGGAUAAGCACAGACCGGACAGCCUGACGCCGGAGAUAGAGAACCACAAACAAAGGACAGAUGACUGGAUGAACAAGGGGAAAACGGUCAGGGACUUGAUGGCUCUCCAUACCUUCGACAACAGGUUCAAGAAGGAUCCUGCCGCCAUGCAACAGAGGGUGAUGGGCUAUGAGCAACAACAGAACGCCGCAGCUUCUAAAUCAGACAGGGGAAAACACCCGCGGACUAUGAAGAGGAAAGCAUCGCCUGAACCGGAGGGAGAGAGAGAGGGAACCGCCGCCAAGCAUAACGGAGAGGACAGACAGCAGUGGUUACCGGGUCCACCAUCUGACCGUGACGGACAUAAAAUGCCCCCGGGACCACCACCAAGCUUCUCCUCCGUCCCCACCAUAUCCCCCCACUCACGCACCACCCCACCGGAAGCUGCGCAGAACGGCCAGUCCCCCAUGGCGGCGCUGAUCCUCGCGGCAGACAACGCCGGUGGUGGCGGGAACAGCUCGCCCAAAGACGGGAACCAGGUCCACUCCACCACGCGGCGCAACAGCAGCAGCCCGCUCUCGCCCUCCUCCAUGAACCAGAACCGGCGGCUUGGACAGGGGAGAGAUGGUACUGGUGGCGCGGGGACAACCCACGUGUCAGGAGGAGGCGUGGACCAAGGGCACGGACCUCAAAGUAUUCCGGACCCGUCAGUACCCGGGAGCGUACCCCUCUGCUGCACGCUCUGUCACGAGAGGUUAGAGGACACACACUUUGUUCAGUGUCCGUCGGUUCCCUCGCACAAGUUCUGCUUCCCGUGUUCGCGGCAGAGCAUCAAACAACAAGGAGCCACCGGGGAGGUGUACUGUCCCAGCGGGGAGAAGUGCCCGUUGGUCGGCUCUAACGUACCGUGGGCUUUCAUGCAAGGAGAAAUCGCUACCAUCCUCGCAGGGGACGUCAAAGUAAAAAAAGAGAGGGAUACUUGAUUUCCAUUUUCAACAUGGGGAAGGGAUUGUUGUGGGGGGGGGGGGGGGGGGGUUCAAAUACAACUAUAUAAAUAUACAAAUACCACAUACCUACUGUAUACCAUCCAAGCAAACUAAUGGACUAUGUUUAUAGUGGACCCAAACUGAAGGGACUACUGUAUACCAUCCAAGCAAACUAAUGGACUAUGUUUAUAGUGGACCCAAACCGAAGGGACUACUGUAUACCAUCCAAGCAAACUAAUGGACUAUGUUUAUAGAGGACCCAAACUGAAGGGACUACUGUAUACCAUCCAAGCAAACUAAUGGACUAUGUACAUAGUGGACCCAAACUGAAGGGACUACUGCAUACCAUCAAGGCAAACUAAUGGACUAUGUACAUAGUGGACCCAAACUGAAGGGGCUACUGCAUACCAUCCAAGCAAACUAAUGGACUAUGUUUAUAGUGGACCCAAACUGAAGGGACUACUGCAUACCAUCCAAGCAAACUAAUGGACUAUGUACAUAGUGGACCCAAACCGAAGGGACUACUGCAUACCAUCCAAGCAAACUAAUGGACUAUGUUUAUAGUGGACCCAAACUGAAGGGACUAUUGCAUACCAUCCAAGCAAACUAAUGGACUAUGUUUAUAGUGGACCCAAACCGAAGGGACUACUGUAUACCAUCCAAGCAAACUAAUGGACUAUGUUUAUAGUGGACCCAAACCGAAGGGACUACUGUAUACCAUCCAAGCAAACUAAUGGACUAUGUUUAUAGUGGACCCAAACCGAAGGGACUACUGUAUACCAUCCAAGCAAACUAAUGGACUAUGUACAUAGUGGACCCAAACCGAAGGGACUACUGCAUACCAUCCAAGCAAACUAAUGGACUAUGUUUAUAGUGGACCCAAACCGUAGGGACUACUGUAUACCAUCCAAGCAAACUAAUGGACUAUGUUUAUAGUGGACCCAAACCGAAGGGACUACUGUAUACCAUCCAAGCAAACUAAUGGACUAUGUACAUAGUGGACCCAAACCGAAGGGGCUACUGUAUACCAUCCAAGCAAACUAAUGGACUAUGUACAUAGUGGACCCAAACCGAAGGGACUACUGUAUACCAUCCAAGCAAACUAAUGGACUAUGUACAUAGUGGACCCAAACCGAAGGGACUACUGUAUACCAUCCAAGCAAACUAAUGGACUAUGUUUAUAGUGGACCCAAACCGAAGGGACUACUGUAUACCAUCCAAGCAAACUAAUGGACUAUGUACAUAGUGGACCCAAACCGAAGGGACUACUGUAUACUUCAGUAAAACAUGACUGUAAAUGUUUUUAGAUUUUUUGGGAAUACAUUGUGUUUGUAUAUUUUUGAAGAUGAAGGUAUGUAAUCAUAAUAAAAUAGGACUCUUCUUGGUCCCUCUUUGUUGAUGUACUUCUAAGUUUACAUCUCAAAUGGCACCCUAUUCCCUAUGCAAUGCACUACUUUUUAACCAGAACCCCCUAGGGGAAACCCAUAGGGCUCUCUGGUCAAGACUAGUGCUUUAUGUAAGGUACAGGGUGGUUGUUUGGGACGUGACCUGUCUGAUAGCAGUUCCUUUUCAAAACGUAGAAUGUGACUGAUGAUGACUAGCCUCUGUAAACAUUUAGCAUCCAACUGAAAUCAUUUAACUGUAAUGUGUAUAUGCACUUGUUUCAAAAAAAAAUAAUUGCCAAAAUACAAUUUGUGAUCUUGUAUGAAGAA